Messenger RNA from Priceomyces carsonii, 1737 nucleotides. Its product is annotated as MFS transporter. The record is from RefSeq and is a predicted model, not a curated record. Gene Ontology annotation, biological process: transmembrane transport. Gene Ontology annotation, molecular function: transmembrane transporter activity. Bases 1 to 1737 code for a protein of 578 amino acids. Gene Ontology annotation, cellular component: plasma membrane. Lineage: Eukaryota; Fungi; Ascomycota; Pichiomycetes; Serinales; Debaryomycetaceae. The transcript has a single exon.
AUGUCUACACAAGGAACAGCAGAAGGUCCAAUCAACACACAAUCGUCGGAGAGUAACGACUCCUCGUCGAGCACUCAUACGGCUAACUCAAACAUAAAGCACGAGGGUGGAGAACCGAAACCUUUUGAUGGACAAGAUUUGGAAAGAUCAGGAGCAGGAGAGCUUACUGACGGUGAUGAAGAUUCUAAUUUAAUUGCAUCUAGAACAGUGAGUAGGAAACUUACGUGCUCUGAGGAGCUACUUGAAAAAGCCAGCAGGUCAGAUAAGCCAAUUCCGUCUAUGGGUAAAGGUCGUGAUUACCCCCCUCCUCCACCAGCCGAAAAAGAUGAUUACUUAGUCAUAUUCGAUGGACCAGAUGACCCUAUGUUUCCUCCGAAUUGGUCCAUGAAGAAAAAGGUUGUCAAUUGCUUUGUAGUGAUCGUAACUGCUUUGGCAGUUUCUUUGGGUUCGGCGAUGUUUUCUCAAAGCAGUGCGCAUGUUGAAGAAAUUUUUCAUGUUGGGUGGACAGUUGCAACUCUAGGGACAUCUUUGUUCGUCUUCGGCUUUGCAUCGGGACCAAUUAUAUGGGGUCCUCUUUCAGAACUUUUUGGCAGAAGAAUCGUACUUUUCUGUUCUAUGUUUGGUUAUGUAUGUUUCUGUUUUGCAGUAGCUACAGCCAAAGAUAUUCAGACCAUAAUGAUUUGCAGAUUUUUUUCAGGAUUCGUUGGUGCCUCUCCCCUCGUGGUGUGUCCUGCUGUAACAGCGGAUCUUUUCAGAGCUGCUAGUAGAGGCAAAGCAAUGGCAGGCUUUGGUGCCGUCUUGUUUGGUGGGCCAAUGCUUGCACCAAUUUUUGGUGGAUUUACCGUAAAAAACCCGCAUUUAGGUUGGAGAUGGACUUCUUACUUCACUGCAUUGGUUGGAGUGGUAGCUCUUAUUUUAGUUACUUUCUUGCUUGAUGAAACUCAUCACCCAUUAAUUUUAGUGCGCAGAGCAGAAGAAAUCAGAAGAAGAACAGGGAACAGAGCCAUCCAUGCCGCUCACGAAGAAAUAUCGUUGAGUUUUAAAGAGAUUGUUGAAAAUAACAUUAGCAGACCGUUAAAGAUGUUAUUUGUGGAGCCAAUUUUGUUUUUGAUUACAUUAUACAAUGCUUUUGUUUAUGGAUUGUUAUACUUGUUUUUGACAGCUGUCCCACUUGUAUUUGGGGUAAACUAUCGCUUCAGUCAAGGUGUCGCGGAAUUGCCUUAUAUAUCAAUGUUUAUUGGAGUCUGGAUUGGUGGCAUUAUAAUUAUCUUAUUCGAGAAUAGAUACUAUAAAAUUAUGAUGAGAGAUGGAAAAAUAAGACCUGAAGAGAGAUUACCGGGCAUGAUGGUUGGCUCCUUUUUGUUUUCGAUUGGUUUGUUCUGGUUGGGAUGGACUGGAGAUUACCCCGAACAUAUACAUUGGAUUGUUCCAACCAUUGGGUCUUCUUUCAUUGGUGCAGGUUUGAUUUUAAUUUUCUUACCUUGUAUCACCUACAUUAUUGAUGUUUACUUGUAUGUUGCAGCUUCUGCUUUAGCCGGAAAUGCGUUUUUGAGAUCUGCUUUUGGCGCUGCGUUCCCAUUAUUUGCACGUCAAAUGUUCGUUAAUAUGCACAUAAAAUGGGCUUCGACUUUAAUGGGCUGUGUAUCAGUUGUUUUAAUUCCGGUACCAUUUUUAUUCUACAAAUAUGGUGCAAAGAUCAGAGAGAAAUCCAAGUAUGCCUACAACAUGGGCCUUUAA